AUGCACCUCUCACAGUCACUUCUUAUCAACAUCAGUCCAACUCACGAGGCUAUUCUCGAAGAGGCCUCACGCAUGCCGCUCUCCACCAAGCAAAUGGAGUAUCUCGCUCUCGCCUGGCAAUGCUUCGACACCGAGCCAAAGAUCGACUAUGACAAGUUCCGCGAGGUUGCUGGCCUCGCCAGCGCCGCGUCCGCACGCGAGCUGAUGCGCGUCACCAAGAAGAAGCUGAAGGAGGAAUACGGUGCCCUGGGAGCUGAGGUCGCUGACAGAAAUGGCAAGACGUCUCCGUCUAAGAAGACUGCCACUGCGGUCACUUCGACACCAAAGUCGGGCGCCAAGCGCGGUAGACCUCCCAAGUCUCUUACUGAGGACGAUGCUGAAGAGGACGUGGACGCACCUGCCAAGAGAAGCAAGCCUGCUUCGAGCAAGAAAAAGGCCGCUGAGAAGAAGAAUGGCCGGAUCAAGGUUGAGCCGGACGUCGAUGYAGGUGCAGAUGCGGGUGCAGAUGCAGAUGCAGAUGCGGAUGCGGAUGCGGAUGAAGAAAUCAUUUUCAUUUGA
Messenger RNA from Ramularia collo-cygni, 558 nucleotides. RefSeq lists its product as uncharacterized. NCBI's taxonomy places the organism in Eukaryota, Fungi, Ascomycota, Dothideomycetes, Mycosphaerellales, Mycosphaerellaceae. The record is from RefSeq and is a predicted model, not a curated record. The coding region runs from base 1 to 558 and encodes 185 amino acids. The transcript is spliced from 4 exons.